AUGGUGAAAGUCAGGGACAGGAUUGGGACGAGGUGCGAAGAAUCGACGUGCAUCAAGCAAGCUUCGUUUGCGAUGGACGGCGACUGCUACCCCAAGUUCUGCAAGGACCACCGGCAGGCCAACAUGAUCAACAUUCGCGAUCAGCGGUGCAGGGCCGCGGGCUGCUCGAGGGGAGCAUCGUUCGCGGCAACCGGGGGCGAGCGUGGCCAGUUCUGCAGCGAGCACAAGGGGAAUAACAUGGUCAGCACUCCCAGGAGGAGCCAAUGCAUGGUUCCAGGGUGCACCAGCCGAGAGCUGAUCUACGUGAUCGAUGGACAGCAGCUCCCCAAGUUCUGCGUCGGACACCGCGGGCCCGACUGUCUUCUGCUACACCCCACCAACAUCGGCGCGACGGAGGGGAGCAACAUCCUGCCCAACGUUUACCAUCCUGGCACCACGGACCAGCUGCGGGGACCUCGCCGGCGUGUCGACGGGGAGAAGAUCAGCGACCAAGAACCCGGUUCUUCGAAGCAUCCCCGGAGGAUGGAACACCCGGGGCCCAACCAAGCGGCGGCAACCCGGCGGCUCCUGCCCCUCCAGGCUCUCCUUCUCCACGGACAGCAACUUCGGAAGAAGUGGGAGGCUUUGACGACGAAUGGGAAAGCGUAG
Molecule: messenger RNA, 648 nt
Organism: Ectocarpus siliculosus
Lineage: Eukaryota; Phaeophyceae; Ectocarpales; Ectocarpaceae
Source: the annotation of a GenBank genome assembly